Messenger RNA from Anoplopoma fimbria (sablefish), 636 nucleotides. RefSeq names its product protein O-mannosyl-transferase TMTC1-like. NCBI's taxonomy places the organism in Eukaryota, Metazoa, Chordata, Actinopteri, Perciformes, Anoplopomatidae. Gene Ontology annotation, biological process: protein O-linked glycosylation via mannose. The record is from RefSeq and is a predicted model, not a curated record. The annotation marks the transcript as partial. The transcript has 6 exons. Gene Ontology annotation, molecular function: mannosyltransferase activity.
AUGAUCACAGUGUCUGGUAUUGUGGGCAGGGCUGAUGUCUUGGCCUGUCUGCUGUUCUUGCUGACGUUCCUCUCCUACAUCAGGAGUGUUGGUGUGUGUGUCUCUGAGGACUCUCUGCCCUCCACGGUGUCUGCUUGGUUCCUGCUCGUCAGUUUGUUGCUGGGCACCUGUGCCAUGCUGGUCAAGGAGACGGGCAUCACCGUGUUCGGAGUGUGCGUCCUCUACGACGCCCUGGUGCUGUGCCGCAAGCCUCUUGUCAAUCACCUGUCUGGCUCCAGAUUCAGGGACCUCCACCACAUCUGCAGCCCCUUCAUCAAACGAGCCUGCCUCAUCUCUGGCUAUGUGGUGAUCAUCAUGUCAGUUAGGCUGUGGCUGAUGGGGGGAUCCAUGCCCCUCUUCUCUGAACAGGACAACCCUGCCUCCUUCUCACCACACCUGCUCACCAGGAUUUUGACCUAUUCUUACCUACUGUCUUUCAAUGCUUGGCUGCUGCUGGCCCCCGUCAUGCUGUGUUACGACUGGCAGGUGGGCAGCAUUCCCCUGGUGGAGUCCCUGUGUGACAUGCGCCUCGGGGCCACCGCGCUGCUGGCCGUCGUGAUGGUUGCUCUAAUCCUCCACUGCGUCUUCUCACUGCAG